AGGAACUCGCAGCUGAGGUCGCUGCUCGUGCAGACCACUGUUAAGUACUGGCAGCGUCGCCGGUUAGCUUUUUGGUCAUAGUCGUUGUGUGUUGCCGUAAUCGCGAGCGCACGUAGACUACUGUGCACAGGCAACCAGGCAGGGUUCCGGUCCCGUGCUCCGAAGCGAGCGGUAAAACGAGCGCAGUCGAGGAGUUCGAGGUCUGAUCGAUCACCGCCUCGAAAUAAAAAGAGGAAACCGCGAGCCUAUCAAGAGACGUACGGGCAUAUUCUGUGAAUCCCCGAACGUGUUCGACGUUUAUGAGAAGUGCAGUUAGAAGAAACGAAGGAAAGGUGUAUAUAUGGUCGGUGCUCGACCCUAACUGAGCCGUCCGUACGAUACAGCUGAGCGAAGAGUACGCAGAGAAAUCCCGUCGUUGUGUGCGCCGUUCACUGGCUUCGCGACGGUACACACCACCUACGCGGCUAAACAAUUUGCGAGGGACAGGAGGGGCGACGGGUGACGAGUAUAUUAUGAACCGGUGAACCGGCCUGCGGGAGUGUCAGAGAACUUGUGUCAUCGCGAGAGAGCGCAUCGCGCAGAUCAUACUCUUCAAACGUACUGUGAAGUAGCUAUUGUUCGCGGGUUACAUCGGUUAAAAAUUUUUCUCCAUUCGUUUCAAGAGAGGAAGAACAAUAGUGCGAGUUCGAAGGACGGAAUAAUUAAUUAGCAGCGUGUUUUCAUUAUCUGAACGGGCAUGUCGAAAGUGUCGGGAAUUAUGGAAAACGACGAGGCCGUUGGGAAAACAACUUUGGUCCGAAGCGUUUCCAACAUGCUGAAAGAUGGAAGUAACAGUGGGCCACCGACGUUGUUUCGUCACCCGUCGAUGCAGAAGAUUCGCCACUGCUGCCAGAACUUGAAUCUCUUCCCGUACCUCCUCUACUCGUUUGACAACUCGAAAUCGCAUCCGAUAGUGAAGAAAGUGCACCUAUGCUUGGGCCAGUUCCUGGAGACGCUCACAACCAGACUGUUCUUCCUUUACAAGAACGUCAGGCGGUCCGUGGUCCCCGUCGUCCACGCGAAGGAGGCGCUAGAACCGAGCGUCGAAGUGUCACCGGCCUGCAAACCGAAAUUACGAAUACUUGACCAGCAACAGAAGCGCAAACAGAAGAACCCGCUCUUCCUGACCAUGGCCGUGUAUUUCGCGCCGUUGCUAUUAAUCCUCCAACUGAUAGGCCUGUUCAUUUUAAUGGUGGGCGAGAAGUACACGCCCGGCUUCGUCUUCCUAAUCUCGGCGCUUCUGUGCCUCGGCUGCAUCUCGCUCAAGAUUCUCGUCCACGAGACGGCAACGCACAGCCAAGACAGAUGCGAGAAAAGCAAAGUCGAAUGAUCGGUACUCCUACGCCGAGGCAAGGUGAAAGCGAAGCUUGCCGCGAACAGACCGUCUCGUUAGAUCAAUAGACACGAGAGCAAUCGAGAGAGGCUUCGUUCGCAAUUCCGUUCAACCCCAUAGCCCCCCCCCAUUCACGUCUCUCCCAUGAAUUAUUAUUCUUAUCGCUACGAUUUACUUAAACGCGAUCAAGUUUAAUUAUUCGCUUGAUCGCGCGCAUCGGACGGAUUACCGUUAUUCAUUCGCUGGACGAGACUGUACGUAUUUAAUACGCCGAUCCCCUCUGUGUUGAAUUUGUUUCAGACACGAUUCAAUUCACAUCAAGUAUGACCGCGUUUCAUGCGAAUUCAACUUUCUGUGAAAAUCAGAAACGUUAUGUUUUAUCGUGUAACAUGUAUUUCGUUUUAACAAUCUCGUGAUCUCUGUUAACGAGACGAUCGGGGGAUAAGUCAGAUAAAUGGUCACAGUCUCGUCCGGCAGAAAGUCCUUUUUCACCGUUAGAUAGGACGGUAGUUGCGUUAUGGACGUCGAUCGAUGGACUCGGUCGGUUCUUUCUUCUUCUUUUUUACGCUAUACGCGAAUAUCUCUAAGCAUUUUGUAGUUCGUCGAAUUUAUCGGACUGAUACGCGUAAUCGUAUACGCGUGACGGUCACGUCGCAACGUUUCGGAGGACACGAGGAUGGCUGUGCUAGCAGCUGAACGUGUGUAACGCUCUUCUGUAACGUCUUCGUUCAUUCUUCUUUUUCUACUUUGCUCUUUUUUCUUUAUAAGGAAAAUAUUUUAAUCGUUGCCACGGCGUGCAAUGAAUUAUUGUACGCGUUACUCGCGAGACGAUGCGUCCUGACCCUCUAUAGCAGAAGACUGAGAAUCGUUUUAAACAUUGUUGUAUAUAGAGAGAGAAAGGAAUGAUACGCGCCCAAGGAGAGAAAAUAUAUAUAUAUACAUAUAUGUAUAUUAUAAUUGUUAUACACACACGUGCGUGAAGAAAAUAAAUUUAUUCUAUAUCUAGAGAUUACGUAUACGGUACGAACUGUCGAUCUUCGUGAGAAAGAUUUGAUGCGUCCGCUGAACAACUUUAGGCUUAAUCUGUGAUCGAGUGGAUCCAAGCGUGAACUUUCUCACGGCCCACUUGUCGUCCCAUUUACUUAAGUACGGAUAAGGAAAAAUGUAACUUGGAUCUUUCGUUAUUUUUCCUUUUUUUUUAAAUAUACGUUACUUACAGUAA
Molecule: messenger RNA, 2594 nt
Organism: Ceratina calcarata
Lineage: Eukaryota; Metazoa; Arthropoda; Insecta; Hymenoptera; Apidae
Exons: 4
Coding region: 737-1369 (210 amino acids)
Source: RefSeq, a predicted model, not a curated record